Messenger RNA from Erigeron canadensis, 903 nucleotides. RefSeq lists its product as uncharacterized. Bases 1 to 903 code for a protein of 300 amino acids. The transcript has a single exon. The record is from RefSeq and is a predicted model, not a curated record. Lineage: Eukaryota; Viridiplantae; Streptophyta; Magnoliopsida; Asterales; Asteraceae.
AUGAUAAAAGAUCUUGGUAAACUCAAAUAUUUUCUUGGAAUUGAAGUUUUGGAUACUAAUCAAGGUUUAUGUUUAUCACAAAGGAAAUAUUGCUUGGAGUUGCUAAAUGAUUUUGGUUUACUUGGUUGCAAACCUAUUGCAACACCUUUAGAAAUUAAUAUGACUAUUAAACCUAAUAAUGCAAAGAGUAAGCCUCUUGAGAACAUUUCUGUUUAUCAAAGAUUGAUUGGCAAGUUGAUUUAUCUUACUUUAACAAGAACUGAUAUAAGCUAUGCAGUUCAAUGUCUUAGCCAGUUCAUGCAUGUUCCUAUGGUUGAACAUUUUCAACUUGGUCUCAGAAUUCUUAGAUAUCUAAAGAAUUCUCCUGGUAAAGGCUUGCAUAUCCAAACAUGUAAGUCACUAUCUCUUAAAGCUUUUGUUGAUUCUGAUUGGGCUAGAUGCUUAUAUACUAGAAGGUCUGUCACUAGUUACUCUGUCUUCCUUGGUAAUACACUUAUCUCAUGGAAAAGUAAGAAACAACCAACAGUUGCUAGAUCCUCUGCAGAAGCAGAAUAUAGGGCAUUAGCAACUGUUACAUGUGAAAUUAUUUGGCUUUUGAACCUGUUGAAAAAUUUAGGCUGUGAGAAAAACAUGUUGCCUGUUUCUGUUCAUAGUGAUAGUAAAUCUGCUAUACAAAUUGCUUCAAAUCCUGUAUUUCAUGAAAGAACAAAGCAUUUUGAUAUAGAUUUGCAUUUUACAAGAGAAAAAAUUGCUGCAGGUGUAAUUAAAACUGUGAAAGUUAAAUCAGAAAUGAAUAUAGCAGAUUUGUUCACUAAAAGCCUAGGUUCAAAGCAACAUUCUUUUUUGUGCAAUCAGCUAGGUCUUAUUGACUUAUUCAAGGCUAAUAUUGAGGGGGGAUGUUAA